ACAAGAAAAAUGGCAGCAUGUUAAAAAAGGAUAAAAAACGUGGAUGAUAAUUUAGUUUUCGUGCGCAUUUUUACAUGCAAGAGUUUUAAACGUUAUUUCGAACAUAAAACAUGAUUUUAAUGCAACUUUUCUACCUAUCUCUUCUACGCCUAUCUUCAGCAGACGAUGAUUGUACUUUCAAGACAACAGAGUGGAAUGGCCAGAUCAAGUCACCCGGUUAUCCCACUUAUAAAUCGGGCUUAAAUUGUAAAUGGCAUAUUACAGUCGCACUGGGAAAUGUCAUUGAACUUACGUUUUCAGAUUUUGCAAUGAGCAGUUACGUUGAUAAAAAUAAAUACGAAACCAAUUGUAGCGAUGCAACAGAUUUUACUGAAAUAUAUGAUGGUAACACAACUUCGAGUCGACUCCUUCAAAAAUUAUGUGGCUGGAGAAAAAGAACUAACUUGUUAACGACACAGAAUAAUGUGCUGAUUCAUAUGAAAACUGCAGAGAAAAAACAUCGUGGCUUCUUGUUAGAAUUCCAAGGUGUGUGCAACACUAAAAUGACCAAACGAAGUGAUGUAAUUCAAUCACCAAAUUAUCCGGAUUUGUAUCCACGAGCUACUACUUGUUCUUGGGUGAUUGAUUUUGGUUAUGGUAUGCAUGUCACGUUGCAGUUUCCAAAAUUUGACAUUGAAUACCAACUUAACUGUACUUAUGAUUAUGUGACACUUCAUCAAGGUCUUAACAUCGCUUCACCAAUGCUAGGCAAAAACUACUGCGGGCUUAAAUCACCACCCUCCAUCACAGUUACCGGGCCGUUGACACUCCAUUUUGUCUCCGAUUUAGACACGGAAUACACUGGUUUCGUCGCACAAUAUUUUACGAAAGAUCGUAACGAAUGCAUUCUGGGACAUGAAUGUCAUACAAAUGCCGUGUGUGAAAAUACGAUUGGUUCUUACACAUGCACGUGCAAGUCAAGUUUCCGUGGUGAUGGUAGAUCAUGUGAAUGGUAUAAAGAAGUGAACGAAUGUUCUAUUGGUUCACAUGAGUGUGAUGAACAAGCAUUUUGUGUUGACACGAAGGAUGAAUACAACUGCACAUGCAACAGUGGUUUCCAUGGCAAUGGGUUUAAUUGUUCUGAUAUAAACGAAUGUGAUACUGACAUAGUGGAACUCAAACAUCAGUGUCAUCAAAACGCCACUUGCAAAAACUACUUCGCUUCGUACGACUGUACAUGCAUAGAUGUGUACGUAGGAGACGGCUUCAAUUGUACCGAUCGUGACGAAUGUGCUCUUGGGAUAGAUAGAUGUCACGUGAAUGCAGUAUGCGCCAACACAGAUGGCUCGUACACCUGCGCGUGUAAAACUGGUUUCCAAGGCGAUGGAUACAAAUGCCACGAUGUGAAUGAAUGCAAAACGAAAAUUGACAAUUGUGAUGAAAAUUCUCAAUGUCACAACACAAAGGGAUCGUAUCAUUGUGUAUGCAAUGACGGCUAUAAAGGAAAUGGUUUUCAUUGCGAAGACAUCAACGAGUGCGAGCUGAACUUGCAUGAUUGUCAUAGCGACGCAGAAUGCGUCAACACAAAUGGUUCAUUUUAUUGUUACUGUAAGCCAGGUUAUGAAGGAAAUGGUACCAUGUGCUACGAUAUCGAUGAAUGUUUAACCAAAACACAUAGUUGCCAUGGUGACGCUUUCUGCACAAAUACAAAGGGACUGUACAACUGUACUUGUAAUUCGGGAUUUCAAGGAAACGGCAAAAAUUGUUCAGAUAUUGAUGAGUGCGAAGAAGGUAUACACAGUUGCCAUGACGAUGCAACAUGUCACAAUCUUAUUGGUUCUUAUAGCUGUUCAUGUAAUAGUGGAUUUAUGGGUAAUGGAACCGUCUGUGAAGAUUUGAAUGAAUGUUUGUUGGGUAGUGACGAUUGUCACAAAGAUGCAAAUUGUGAAAAUACUUAUGGACGGUUUACAUGCACGUGUUUGAAAGGAUUGAAAGGAAAUGGAACUUAUUGUGAAGAUAUCUUUGAAUGCUCAACUGGAACUCAUAAGUGUAGCCAACAUGCCACUUGUAUCGAAGAAUAUGCUUCAUAUUCGUGCAAUUGUAACACAGGUUAUCAAGGAAACGGAUUAAAUUGCAGCGAUAUCAAUGAAUGCUCCACUCCAGAGCUUAAUAUUUGCAACAAUAAUGCAAGCUGCACAAACACGAAAGGAUCAUACACAUGUCUUUGUAAUGAUGGAUAUAUUGGUGAUGGUUUCGCCUGCUCUGACGUGGAUGAGUGCACACUUAACAACCAUCGCUGUCACAAAGAUUCAACUUGCGUAAACACGUUUGGUUCAUAUACUUGCAAAUGUCUGACUGGUUUUACUGGUAAUGGAACAGAUUGCAAAGAUAUUAACGAAUGCAUGCAGCAGUUUCACAUUUGCGACAAGAAGAAGGGAGAAUGUAUUAACACAAGGGGUUCGUACACAUGUCGUUGCAAACCAGGGAUGAUUGGAGAUGGAAUAUUUUGUUCAGACUCGCUUGUGGCGUAUCUUGUCAUUGUAUCGGUGAUGGAUGGACAGUGGAAUAAUGACAUGUUUGACAAAAAAACAGAACAGUUUCAGAGCAUGUCAGCUGCAAUUAAAACAGAGGUUGAUGCCAUCUACGUGAACGAACGCGGUUUUAUAUCCAGCAAUGUUACAAGGCUGGGAUUUGGAAGUAUCCGAGCCACAUUGUUGUUAAAAUUCGAACCAUGGAGACAAUUUUUGAUUGAAAAAAUCGAGACAUCUUUAAAAAGAGGAAAAAUAAAUGAUAUGAAUGUGAAUCCGAGUUCGUUUGAAGUCAUCGAAAUUGGCACGUGUACAAGAGGAUGCUCUGUCAAUUCGUACUGUUCUAAAAACAGACUAAACGGGACUUCUCAAUGUGUUUGUGAAGAUGGCUACACAGGCGAUGGAGAAAUUUGUAUGGACGUAAACGAGUGCGAAAACAAUAAUGGCGGUUGUGCUCAACAAUGCGUAAACAUUGAAGGUAGUUUUUAUUGCCAGUGUAAUCCAGGCUUUGUUUUGGAGGUGAGUCAAAGAAAAUGUCAAGUGAAUAAAAGUGCAAACAUCAAGCACAGUUUCUGUGCACAAGACUUUAGUCAAGGUCUCCAUUGGAAAGCAAGCAUUGCAGAGACAACAAUAUCACACAAAUGUCCAAACAAUCAAAUCCAAGGCUCAGCAACCAGAUAUUGCAACAAGUUUGGAGUCUGGGACGACCCAGACCUUACUAGUUGCGUGAAGCCUGAACUGACACAAAUUCAUGGACUAGUGUCAUCUCACAAUCUGUCAUCAAUCACACUUUCAAACGUGAAUAAAAUUUUGAAAUCAUUACGAACGGAAUUGCAUCCUUCGAUGAAUAUAUUAUAUGCUGGAGAUUUGAUUCGAACACAAGAUAUUCUCUCCUCCAUGAUGGUUUUUAUGAAGAACAAAAUAAAAGAUAAAACAAUGAGUGAAGUAGAGACAGUCUUGGAAGGUGUGGGAACUAUACUAAGCUAUAUCAUCUGCAAAAAAAAUCAUGAAGCUUGGUACGGGAUACCACAGGCUUUCAAACGGUUGAAUAAUCACGUGGUUAUUAUUGAUAUGGUGGCCAAGAUUUUCUCUGAUUACAUGAUUGAAGAGAUGAGUAAGAAUUCCACCACGCAUCCAGAAUAUUUGAAAUCGUUCAACAUGGCUUUUACUGCUGAAGAAAUGGAUCUUCAUAUUAACUUAGUUGAAAUGAGGCGGUUUAAUGAAACGUCACUGGUCAUAUCCUCUACAACCAACCAAUCAUAUUCAGUCGAGUAUCCAAGCAACAUGUUUCAAAAAGAUGUCGACAAAUUGCUAAAUGAUAAAGGGUUGUACACAUCAAUUGGUUGUUGGGCUGACUACUCGCGACAUGUUACUCAGUUAUCACUGGAAGGUACACAUUACUUGCUCAAAGAUCAUUUCCUUCGACGAGAAGAUGCUAUCCAUAAGUGCGGAGUGGUUGCUAUCUCCCUUGGAUACAAUGUAUUUACAAUUCAAGAUGGCGGAUUAUGUGCAUCAGGGCCGACAUUGCAUUUGACUUACAACAAAGAUGGCACAGCAAACAACUGCGCUGUUGGAAAAGGUGGUCUGUUCGCAAACAGUGUUUACGAAAUAAACAAGUUUUAUACUGGAAUUCUGACAACAUAUCAUAAACAUCUUGGUAGCCUAAUGUUAAAGCUUUCACCAAAAAGCUUACUACUUCCAUCAUCAACACAAAUUCAAACUUACGGAGAACUUAUAACAAGCAAGAUUUUGAAAUACGAAAAUAAAUCACCUCUUGAUACACCAGCUAAGAUUUCAUUCCCACAAACAGUGUCUAACUCAUCAGAUGUCACCUGUACACAACUUGUUGAAAAUAAUAGUUCACUCGUUUGGAGCACCAAUAGAUGUAAAACAAAAGUAUUGGAAAAAAUGAUUGAAUGCAAUUGCAGUCGUUUAGCACACCAAACAUUAUUUUAUAACUACACCAAGUUGCCAGCUAAAAACGAUGAAGAUGAUGAAUAUGUUGUUUUAUCAUAUGUGAGUUUUGGAAUCUCCACAUUUUGUUUUUUGGCGACACUUUUAACAUAUUCUUGCAGCAAAAUGAGCAGGAUUUCUUUGAUCUUUCAAGCAAAUAUAACAAUAAUGACUGUUAUAACUGAGGUCAUAUUUAUGUUUGGAAUUGGAAGUGAAAUUGACUUGGAGAAGGGUGUCUGCAAAGCGUUGACAGUUUUGUUCCAUUUCUUCGUCACCGCAUUAUUUUCAUGGUUUCUUGCACAAAGUUGGCAUUCAUACCAUAAGUUAAACGACAUAAUAAAACAAACAUACACAGAACGAGUAUAUUGGUAUUUGUUUCUUGGUUAUGGCUAUCCCUGUGUUGUAUCAAUGAUAAGUUUGGGGAUAUUUUACGACAGUUACGGAAUCCAAACCAAUGUAUGUUGGGUGACAGACACACUUUUAGUCGCAAUGCUGGUACCACCUCUAGCUCUAUUGAUCAUUUUAAAUACUGUAAUUCUUGGUAUGGUUGUUGGUGUGUACUUCUCCCCUCGCUCAGAAUCAAGUUUUCCUGAUGAAAAAACGUUUGUGUUGGAGAAGGAUGAAAUAUGUCACGUUAGAGAUGAUAUUCGAGCCUCCUCCAUUUUGCUACCUAUUGUCAUAGCAACCUGGGUGUUUGCAAUAUUACAUAUGUUGGAUAAAAACAGCUUUGCUAAAUACCUGUUCCUUCUUUUCAACACGCUACAGGGUAUAUUAUAUGUUAUUGGAUACUGUCUGCUGAACAGAAAGAUCAUGAAACGUCAGAUGUGGUCAAACCCCUCAAGCAAUUAUGAUUCCUCGCUUGGAUCACCAAACUUUCCCAGCCUAAAUAUGUCCAAAAUGAGAGCGAUAAAAAACGGAACGAGUAAUAGUGCAUUUGAGACAUCGCCAAGAUUGGGAAAGGCAGCUGCAUACAAUGGAAUGAAUUUCAUGAACAUGAAAAGAAGUAUACCAUCUGAAGUGAUGUAUGAAAUGCAAGUAAGCAAUGGAUUUGACGAAACUUCUAUUGUUUUUUGCUCACGUGAUCAUUAUAGGGAAGAUGUUUUAGCAAGAAUGGUCUCACGCACCUAAACAAACACUUUUAAUUUCGCCAUUAUUCAAAGGGAUAACAUGUAGCCACGCUGGGUUUGUGAUCAUUAGUUGAUUUUAAUUCGGAGUUUGCUCUUAGAAAUUAUUUUGUGCUUUUUGGUGACCUAUGCUUUGAUAUGAGAAGAAAAACUUGAUUUAACAUUCCUGAAUAAGGUUUCUUAGUAAACUAGGCUACAGACACUUCGAUAGGUCUGCAUAGAAUAAAGAAUGAAGAAACAUUGUUUUUAUUGUCGUGUCGAAAAUAAGCUUGAAUGACGGACACCUCUAAUUAGUGGACAUUUUUUUUGCACCUAAAUAGUAAGCAAAAAGCCGAUCUAUCUCUUACUACUUUCGUUUUAGCAACAAUGGAGUCGAAGGAAAGAAGAAGAAGAAAAAGAAGAAGAAGGAAUAUAUUAACAUGGAAUACAAAAAAUGAAACAGAAAAAAAAAUUAUUAUGCCAA
This is a messenger RNA of Hydractinia symbiolongicarpus, 6047 nucleotides long. RefSeq lists its product as uncharacterized. Gene Ontology annotation, cellular component: membrane. Bases 111 to 5588 code for a protein of 1825 amino acids. The record is from RefSeq and is a predicted model, not a curated record. Gene Ontology annotation, biological process: G protein-coupled receptor signaling pathway; cell surface receptor signaling pathway. The transcript has 43 exons. Lineage: Eukaryota; Metazoa; Cnidaria; Hydrozoa; Anthoathecata; Hydractiniidae. Gene Ontology annotation, molecular function: calcium ion binding; G protein-coupled receptor activity.